AUGAGGACGAUGAGCUCCCCGUGGGCUCGGUUCUACUCCAACAGCUGCUGCCUGUGCUGCCAUGUGCGCACCGGGACCAUCAUCCUCGGCGUCUGGUACCUGAUCAUCAAUUCAGUGGUACUGCUGAUCCUGCUGAGUGCCCUGACUGAUCCCGACCAGUACCACUUACCAAGUGCUGAAUUAGGGGGCGAAUUUGAAUUUAUGGAUGAUGCCAAUAUGUGCAUUGCCACUGCAAUUUCUCUCCUUAUGAUUCUGAUCUGUGCGAUGGCUACAUAUGGAGCAUAUAAGCAACAUGCAGCCUGGCUCAUCCCUUUCUUCUGUUACCAGAUCUUUGACUUCGCCCUCAAUACACUGGUUGCCAUCAGUGUGCUUGUUUAUCCAAACACAAUUCAAGACUAUCUACGACAGCUGCCUGCUAACUUUCCCUACAAGGAAGAGAUUAUGGCAGUAAAUCCUACUUGUCUAGUUGUGAUUAUUCUACUCUUCAUAAGCAUCAUUCUGGCUUUCAAGGGUUAUCUGAUUAGCUGCGUAUGGAACUGUUACCGGUACAUUAAUGGCAGAAACAACUCUGAUGUGCUGGUGUACAUUGCUACCAAUGACACUGCGGUGCUGUUGCCGCCUUAUGACGAUCCUGCAAAUGCAGCUGGUAAAGACCCACCACCACCUUAUGUAUCAGCAUAAGCAAGAAUGUGAAGUGUACCUAAGAACAAUAGCUUUACUUUUCAAACGUUUGAGCAAUAGUUUGUUUAUUUCACUUCCAGGCUGUAACUCUAAGAUUUAUGUGUUGCUGUUUAGCUGAAAUUUUGAAAUGUAGAUAUUGUGUUCAAAAUGCUGUAGAUAGUUUUAAUAAUGUGCUUCAACUGAAACAAUAUGUUGAAUUGGUUUCAGGAACUUUUUUGGGGGGGAAGGGGGAGUUAGUGUUAAGGUGACAAGAAUCAUACAGUAGCUUUUAUUCACCUCAUUUUGACAUGCAGUGCUAGAGAAUUUAGAACUUUUGUGUAUGUCAGGUGUAAAUUUCCUUUUUUAUCUACAAAGCUUCCAGAUCAGUAGAAACAAGUUUCUGAAAUGCCCAUUUUCCACCUUUAGAAUGUAUUGUACAAAAUGUAGUCUGUCAGUCCCAAAAAACUGACAUUCCACUUUACUCCAAAAAAGCUAACAAAAUAUUGUGCUGAAGCGAAUGAUCUCUAAAGGAACAGGAGUAAGCGAUGAUGUUCUCGCUAACCAGGUUCAUCACAAACAUUUAGUUGAGGGGAAUGAGCAUGGGAAAGCAAGGUUGCUUAGCUCCCAAAACUGUGGCAAGUCAGGUCCAUGUUCUAAAGUAUACCUGCUCUGUACCCUGCAGCCACUCUUCUCUUCAAAAUAAAUAAGUAAACAUAGCUGCCACCGUUCUGCUGAUAUUCCCUUCCUGCCUAUACAGCCCCUCCCCUUUUAGCAACCUCAAAAAAUACCCGUGCUUUUAAAAUCACAUGGCUUGGUGACUAAAGAUGCCUCCUUGGUAUCCAAAAUGUGAAAGUUUCUAUGGGAGUGUGCCUGUAAAUAGAGCAAGGUUUUGGAGUGUGAAUUAAGUUAUACGAAUACGGGGAUAAAUUCUUCCAGCCUAUGGGGAAAACGUGCAUGUAAUUUCUCCUAACAUUUUCAGAAAUCUCUUCUGAAUAUCCUAUAUGCAUCAAAGGGAU
Molecule: messenger RNA, 1676 nt
Organism: Terrapene triunguis (Three-toed box turtle)
Lineage: Eukaryota; Metazoa; Chordata; Testudines; Emydidae
Gene: LAPTM4B
Product: lysosomal protein transmembrane 4 beta
Exons: 7
Coding region: 1-681 (226 amino acids)
Cellular component (GO): lysosomal membrane
Source: RefSeq, a predicted model, not a curated record